UUAGUUUUAAUGUAGCCUAUACACCAAGGAAAACAUUUCUGAGAUGGGUUUAUUUUUAAGUACAAUAAGAGCACACUUUUUUUUCUACAAAUGUUUGAACUGAUCAUAAAGAUUCUUUCUUUGAUCUAUUUAAAAGUACCUCCAGACAACAUCAGAGCUCAUUAAGAAAUAAGAGACUGUUGCUUUUACUAAACAGAACCAGUUGCUAGCAGCUCUCUCCAAAAAGCCUAAGUGGAGUGAAAUAGUUAGACUGAGUUAAGGAUGUUACAGGUGAGUUGUUACAAAUGAUUAAAAAUGACCAGAAUUAAUGAACAGAUAAAUGUCACUCACUGAGACUUGUUCUAGGAACUAGAGCAAGUUAUUUUACAAUUUUACAAUAUAAAAUAAGUAUGUUCGUUAAAAUGUCAGGAGGUCAUAUCAAUAUGAAAACCUUUUAAAAAGGUAAAACUAAGAAUAAUGUUUUAUGGUUAAUGAAACAACAAACUCACCACAAUAAUCAAAAACUAAAUUAGACAUUAGAAAUUAGGCAAAACCGGUUUUCAAAUUCAUUUGGAUUUUUUAAAAUUUGUCUCCAUCUUCUGGUUAACUUAUGGUACUCACUUUGUUUCUCAAUUUUAAUCAAAUCAAUACACACUCAAUAUUUGCUUCUUUUUGUUAGCAAAUAAUUGAUGUUGGGAAAAAUUGUUUCAUGACUGCCAAAGUUGGAUGCAGUUAGUCAUAUUACAUGCACUGACCCUGAGGAUGUGGCUGCAUUUAUUUGCAGGAUUUUAAACUUGCCCCUGCUGUCUCUCGACAGUCCAGCACAUUAUGACCAACACUGUACCACCCACCCAACUAUACAGUUGAAAAAAUUCUUAUCAUCUCUUCGUAUGUUGAGAAGCACUUCAGUCGAAAGGUUUUUUAACCACAAACACACUGACAAGUCAAAUAUGGACACUCAUUAUUCAGUGAGUGAAGAGAACCCACAAGAUCCCGGAACCUUUGUUGUAGACGUUGAUUUUCGUCGGACAUAUUUUUGAAAGUACAGGUUGGAUCCAGGCAGGAAAACUGGCUGAGCCUUCAGGUUUUUCCCUUUCUUUCUUUUUACAAUUAGCCUCAAAUUCAGACAUAUUGGAUCCCAGUCAAAAAUAAAGCAACAGCGAGCAUUAAAACACGUCCUCCUGUUAGCCUGUUUCCUCCGAUGCUAGCCUCCUCCGAUCAGCAGCAGGAUGUUUUCUUCCCAGACUUCGUCUUUCCAGGAUUCAAUCGACGUGGAGGAGAGAGAUGAAUUUGACAGCGAAGAUAUUGUUGGAUACAGCCAAAAAAUUCAGCUGAACUGCUACUACACCAUCUAUCUUUAUCAGGGCACAAGAUCUGAGGCCUGUGCAGAAAAUGUGGCGUGGAACCAGAAGCGUGCAGACUCCACAAGUCACGAUGACUUUAGCUUGACACUAAUUGACAGCAGCCUUCCUUCAGAAGCAGAACCGGAGCUGCGGACCUAUAUUUCGAGGCGACUGAGUAAAGGAGCUCUUCUUGGAGGCAUGGGCAACAUUGCCACUGUGGAACUGAGUCUUCCAGAACAGGCAGUCGGCUGCUACUGCUGCCUCCUGGAGCAGGAAAGGUCUCCAGAGCAGCCGGACGCUGAUGGAAAUGGAUUCGUCAUCUGCUUCAUGGGGGGCUCUGAAAAGGGACUGAACUUAUUUAGAUUAGAGCUCGAUAAAUAUGUCCAAGGCCUACACAGCAGCCUUCAAACUCCAGAGCUGCAGAACCUUGAGACUGAAGUUCGUCCCUAUCUGAGCCGCUGGUACGAGGAGUCGGUCAUGCACAUUUAUCGAGUAGUGCAGCUGGUCCAGAGCAACAUCAGCUUCCUGCUGCAUGCUGCUCUCAGUCACACACACGUGGAAGUCACCAAUUCGGACGAGAGGACAAAGGCCGACGUGUCCAGGUUCAUUAAAGCAGCCAGUUUGCAGGGCCUGUCUCAGCAGGACACCACCACAGCCUCUCUGUGCAAAGCCAUGUCGGAGGACACACAGUCUGAUGUGGUUAUCGACUGCUCCUCCAGCCCGCCCACGCUCACUAACACCGUCAGUAACCGUUUCUGCGAUGGCUGGAUUCAGGCGUUUCUAAACGCUGCAGAGCGCUGCAACCCCUUCCUGCUCAGACAGAUUCUGGAGAACUUCAAGCUGAAGGCCAUCCAGGACAUGAACAGCCUGAAGCGCUUCGUGCGUCAGGCCGAGAUGAGUCACUACGCCCUGUUCCGCUGCUGCCAGUUCCUGCAGGGCUGCGGGAACGGAGACGUGCUGCUGCAGAACGCCCGGGCGGAGCACAGCGACCUGCCCGAAGCCUGCAACAUCAUCGCCGUCCUGGACGAAUUCCUGAGUGAACAGGCUCAGGCCUGACCCGCAGCGUCCACUACAUCCAAAAGCUCCACAUUUACUAAUUUAUUAAAAUUAGUAAAUAAAAAAAAAUACUGUUAAAAAUGUGAGAAAUGAGGCAGCAAAUACAGUAAACUUAAUUUAUGGACUACGAUGAUGAUGGUGCUACUUUUACUACAGGAGUUUGGACAAUUAUGGAAAGGAUGUAAAAGAUGAAUUUUAUAAGACGAAAGAAAAUAGGAUAUAAUCUUAGAUGUAAAUGUCGAGGGUGUGUAUAAAGAAACGGAGACAUAAAUAUUACCAAUAGUUCUCACAGAGGGCACUAAAAAGAACCAAUAUACAUAAGAAGUUAUAACAACUGGGGUAAAAUUAUGUUCAGCAAUAUUUUAUAUCAAAAUAGCUCUCUAAAUUAUUUAACUGCUUUCUUUUGAGAAUGAUGCACAAAAAACUUUCAAACGUUUUGUUAUAUUAUCCACCCGGUACCUGCACUACCUUCACUCCUCUGACACUGUUUGUAUUUGUGCUGAUAUUAACUCUCUUUUUUUUUUUCAACUGUGGGAAUGAUUUGUUGUAAUUCUGGUGUAAUAGUUCCAAAUACUGUAAAAUGUGAUUAUUUCCAGGAGUUUAUGGGAGUUCAUGUAGAUACUUAGAUAUAAAUCAUGCAUUAAAAAAAAAGCUAAUAGUUGAUAAAUAGUUGUAACAAUAAGCUCAGAAGGUUCUUAUUAAAUAUUGUCCAAAGUAUGUAGGAGAGCAAUAUUGUUAUUGUUGGUGUUUAAUUUUAAUUUUAACCGUUGGUGUGUGAAUAGGUUGUGUUUGCUGUUGAGAAUAGUGUGACUGACUUAUGGUGUAUCUGUGUGGCUAUUUCUGUACAUGCAACCCCCGGUUCUAAAUAUUUUUUGUGGUUCUCUCGAAGAUGAUUGAAAUAAACACAGUUAAGUUGCA
Molecule: messenger RNA, 3296 nt
Organism: Poeciliopsis prolifica (blackstripe livebearer)
Lineage: Eukaryota; Metazoa; Chordata; Actinopteri; Cyprinodontiformes; Poeciliidae
Gene: cunh17orf75
Product: chromosome unknown C17orf75 homolog
Exons: 10
Coding region: 1209-2378 (389 amino acids)
Cellular component (GO): trans-Golgi network
Source: RefSeq, a predicted model, not a curated record